Molecule: messenger RNA, 4934 nt
Organism: Thunnus maccoyii (southern bluefin tuna)
Lineage: Eukaryota; Metazoa; Chordata; Actinopteri; Scombriformes; Scombridae
Gene: edrf1
Product: erythroid differentiation regulatory factor 1
Exons: 26
Coding region: 403-4152 (1249 amino acids)
Biological process (GO): positive regulation of DNA-templated transcription
Source: RefSeq, a predicted model, not a curated record
UACUUCCGGUUCAUAAUUUUUUUUUCUCAGUAAAUCGCUUUAGCUGAAAUAUUUUUUGUAACUUUUGCCAAUAUUCUAUGAUAUAAUGAUAUAUGUGUGUUUGUAAAGGCUGUCGUAUACAUUUUUUCUAAAAUGUGGAAUUAUUUCGAGCGCCUAAAUAAGAAAGAAGACGAGCUUUGGACGUUGUUUUACCCUGACAACAGGAAGUUGUUGUUGGCUCACUGCUCGCACUAACGUGUGCCCUGACAACAACAGACAGGCUGACUGCUGAUCAGGCUUAUUUAAUUAAACAUGUAAGGACUACAUGUUAUUAAGACUGACAAAGUAACGGCAGCCGCUCAUGUUGUCUAGUCGUUAAGAGGUCACCCAUGUCUGCUGGAUUGUAACAGUCGUGUGUCCAGUAUGAGCGCAUCAGCUGCGGACAGAGAGCCUGGGAUCCCCUUGGAUAAUGCAAAGGAGGAAAUCAGUGAGCCCAUCUGCACAGGAGAGAGCAGCAAGCAUGACUCGGCCUUAUGUUCAGGCAACAGUGAAAUAAAGAGCCGUGCUGUGGUCAAAUACUCUGCCGCCCCACCUCCAACCAGCUAUGCUUUGCUGCAGGAGAAGACAGACCUGAAGCUGCCUCCUGCCAACUGGCUGAGAGAAAACCCCCAGCUGGGCAGUGCUGGCACCACAGUGUUAGGGUCCAGCAGCAAAAGCAAGCCUUUUUCCAGUUUUGGGAUGGCCUAUGACUUCAUUGAUUGCAUUGGGGAUGAUGUUGACGUGGUAUCAGACUCAGAGAACAUCAAGAAGCUUUUGAAAAUUCCUUACAGCAAGUCCCAUGUCAGUAUGGCCGUUCACCGCGUGGGUCGGACACUGCUUUUAGAUGAGCUGGACAUUCAGGAGCUCUUCAUGAGAUCCUCUCAGACGGGAGAUUGGACUUGGCUAAAAGAGUUUUACCAGCGGCUCAUAGAUCAGAAGUGGCAGAGGAAAAAGAAGAGUAAAGAGCACUGGUAUCAGAAAGCAAUUCUGUCAAAGUUCCUCUACUACAGUAUAAAUGGUGAUGGGGCUGCAGAGCCUGUACCAGACGACCUAAACGAAGGAGAGAAGGAGAAUGAGGCAGAGGAGUUCAGCUCUUCAUGGCCCACCGCCUUCACCAGCACACCCUCCGACACAGAAGAGUCAGCUGCUACUAAACAGGAUGUGCAGGAAAGUGUUUCUGUGGACAGUCAGUUUGCUUUGGGCCAGGUGACAUCUGUACCCAAAGAGCAAAACCUCCCAACACUCUUCAACGAAGGAGAGAACAGUCAGGGUUUAAGAAACGACUUUGUGCGAAACAUCAUGUGGACAUUUGAGGAUAUCCACAUGUUGGUUGGGUCCAACAUGCCUAUUUUCGGAGGUGGUCGCUAUCCUGCCGUCAGUCUUAGACUCAGGGACAACAAUAAACCAAUCAACAUCCUGACAGGUAUCGACUACUGGCUCGACAAUCUGAUGUGCAAUGUUCCAGAACUUGUCAUGUGCUUUCACGUCAAUGGCAUUGUUCAGAAAUACGAGAUGAUAAAAACAGAGGACAUUCCUCAUCUGGAGAACUCCACUUUCUCCACAAGGGUGGUGAAAGAUAUCGCACAAAACAUCCUUUCCUUCCUCAAGUCCAACUGCACCAAAGAGGGUCACACCUACUGGCUUUUUAAAGCUAGUGGAAGUGACUUUGUGAAGCUUUAUGAUCUCACCACUCUGUGUGAGGAGGCUGAAGAAGAGAAAUGUCAGAAUCCUUUCACACUUCCUGUGGCUGUGCUACUUUAUAAAGUGGCCAGCAACUUGAUGCUGAAGGCGAGGCAAAACAGAAAGCACUAUGGCACGAUCAGAACUCUGCUCUUAAACUGUGUCAAACUUCUGGAUCAGGAGAGGCAUCCUCAGAUCAUCGCCUCGGCCGCUUACAUGCUGUCAGAGCUGUUCCAGCUCGAUGAACCUCUGGAAGAAGAUGGAGGGGAGUCGCUCCGGGCCGGUGGCUCAGAGGACAGCUACAGCGACGAAGACAGGGAGGAAGAGGAGGAGGAGGAGGAGCUGACAGAGGACAGCGAUGAUAACGGUUCCUACAGUAACUGCUCUACCCCACAGGAUGACAGUAAAGCUGUGGCUGUGAUCCGCUCCGUAGGGGAGCUGUCUGUCCCUGAGAAGUACAAAUCCACUCACCUGAUCAGACCAAGUUGUGCUUUCCCCAUUUCUCAAGACAAGGAGGAAAGAUGCAGACACGUACUGAGCUACGUACUAAAGGGGCUGAAGGCGGUGGAUGGCAGCAUUAAGAAGGAGAGUGAUCUCCCAGCUGCAGAUCCUAACACACCCAUUCCUCUUAAAUAUGAGGACAGAAAUGAAGUCGGCGGCUGCGCCGCUGAGAAAGGCAUCUCUCUUCUCCUUGAACGAGUUGGGCCUUUGCAGGCAGAUCAGAAGCACCCGACACGCUCAGGGAUGAUACCCGGCUCGUGGCAGCACCGUAUGAAGCUGCAGCUCUUCCUCAAGGCCUCCAAGGCCUACUUCGUCCUGUCUGAUGCAGCCACGAACUUGCUGAAGUACGGCCGAGCCUUACGCUACAUCAAGUUAUCUCUGCAGUGCUACGAUGCCUAUUGUUCAGUCAGCGGCACACUGCACCCGCAGGUGUUGCUGUUUCAUAGCCAGUGCCUGUCUUUGUGUGGGGACAUCCAGCUGAUGUUGGCCCAGAAUGCCAACAACAGAGCAGCUUACCUAGAGGAAUACAGCUACCAAACCAAAGAGGACCAAGAGAUCCUGCAUAGCCUGCAUAGAGAGAGCAGCUGCCAGGCCUUCAACAUGGCAACAGACCUGGCUAUGGACCCGGAGUACCAGCUGUUUGUUAGCUGUAAGUGCUAUGAGGCGGUGUAUGAACUGCUAGUCUCUGAAGCUUUGAAAGAUGAUUCCUCAGAUCAGCUGGCUCAGGUGCUCAAAAGGCUGGGAAACAUCCGCAACGAGAUGGGAGUCUUUUAUAUGAACCAAGCUGCAGCCAUGCAGACUGAGAAAGAGGUGAAGAAAUCAGUGUCCAUAGCAGAGCAGGAGAUGUGGAAAAAGAGUUUUGCCUUCUUUGAGAAAGGCAUGAAGGACUUUGAAGCCAUCAGGGACAACACAAACACAGCGUUGCUGCUGUGUAACACUGGCAGGCUGAUGAGAAUCUGUGCUCAGGCUCACUGCGCCGUCUCUGCCGACCAGAGCAGAGGGGAGUUUUCGCCUGAAGAAGCGCUCUACUAUAAUAAGGCCAUAGACUACUACCUGCGGGCGAUGAAGUCACUGGCAGGCAGAGAGAACCACCCAGCAGUGUGGGACAGUGUAAACUGGGAGUUGUCCACUACCUAUUUCACCCUGGCUACACUUCUGCAGGACUACGCCCCGCUGUCCAGGAAGGCCCAGGAGCAGAUUGAACGGGAGGUGACUGAGGCUAUGAUGAAAUCCCUGAAGUACUGUGAUCUGCAGACGGAAUCAGCUCGCCAGCCCCUCUACCAGUACAGAGCCGCCACCAUCCACCACCGCCUGGCCUCUAUGUACCACAGCUGCUUUCGCAACCAGGUGGGGGAUGAACACUUGAGGAAGCAGCAUCGGAGCCUGGCAGAGCUUCACUACAGCAAGGCUGUUUGUUUAUUCCUCAGCCUCAAAGAUGCACCCUGCGAGCUGCUCCGCACGCUGCUGGAGAGGGUGGCCUUUGCUGAGUUUACCAUGGCUGGUCAGAGCAGCAACGCCGCUAAGCUGAAGAGCCUGACUGGAGCUCUAGAGGUCAUGACGGAGACUCGCUUUGCUUUCCAACUCAUUCAUAAAGAGCUGCUGGAGGAGCAGAUGGAGCUGAGUGAAACGGACCUCACUGAAUCUGAAGGGUCUCCUGAUGUGGCCACUUGUCCCAACUCAGGACUGAACCUCCAGGAGGUGAUGAAGUUAAUUGGCGUGUUUGAGCCAAGUUUCUCCUUCCUGCUGCUGCAGCUGAUCAAGCUGAUGACGACCAUGAAACGUAAACCAAGCAAUAAGGAUGAGGAGCUGCUGAAAACCUAUAAGAACGUGUACUCCAAGCUGCUGCGUGCCGAUAAAAACGCACUACUCCUCAGCCGCGUCGAGCUCUACGUGGAGCUUCUGCAGCAGCUGACGCCACAAGCUGGAGGUGACAACACCGGUACGCCAUCAUGACAUAAACAUAAACAAGGAAGACCCUCAAGACUUUGACUCUGCUUUCUUCACCUCCAAACCCAUCCUGAGGAAGACUUGGAAUACUUGACCUAACCGUCUUCUCAAAAAAAAUACUCCAAAAGAAAACAAAUAUUUAUAGACACCAUUAUUAACAUGCUCAGGCAACACUGUCCAACUCUGAAUGACAGCUUCAAAGCUAAUUUCACCUCCUGCGCCUUUAAAACGAAUUCAUCUUUUUUCUAACAUUUGCAUCACAGGUUUUGAAUUGUACAUUUUUGUGAAAAGAGUUGUAAAUUCAGAAGAUAUUCUUUAAUUUUCUUAUCGCUUAAGCAGUGUUUGGUCAUGUUUAGAGCUCCUACAUGUAGGAUUUGUUGACGACUAUACCAAACAUCACCUGGAUUGUCUCAUGUCUUACAAACAAAAACCUAUGCCAUAAGAAAAACUUCAGACGCUAUAAUAACAUAUAACUUCUACAAACAGGAGUUUAAAAGGAGAGAAAUCAUUUAGUCUGUCUAGAUGAUUUAAUUUUAAUAUAAUUGGUGUUUUUGAUAUUCAGUAAUACCAAUAAUGCUGUGAAUAAAAUGGAUUGAAGUGCGAUUGAAGGCUGACAAGUUGACAUAAGCUCAAACACGUCAUUUGCUUUUCAAAAACAACUGUGUGCAAUAGUUUGGCAACAUUCAAUGCAAACUCCGAGGCUAGUUUGUGCACAUUUCUGUGUGUAAAUGUGAGUUUGUAUCAGCAUGGUUUGCUGUGACAUGAAAAUAAAGUUUUUCUAAAUUUUA